Messenger RNA from Effrenium voratum, 1848 nucleotides. NCBI's taxonomy places the organism in Eukaryota, Dinophyceae, Suessiales, Symbiodiniaceae. The record is from the annotation of a GenBank genome assembly.
AUGGCCAACAGCUCUCUUUGUCCGACACGCACUGACGUGCAGAUCUUGGUCAAGAAUGGUAAGUUCUUCACCCGGCGUGCUCAACUGGCUUCAGAGCAGCUUUGCGCGAAUUGCUCGCUUUUUGCCUUGCUUCGAUGGAUGCGUUCCAGGCGACAUUUGGCGAUACCAUUCAAGGCAGCACGUGCUAUUUGCCGCAAGCCUUCAGAUCUUCGCCCAGGGCGGCAGGCUCCAAGCAGAGGCUUGUCACGAGCUAUGAUCCACACGAUGGUUCAGGCUUGGCCAAGCCUUGCUCCGUGGAGUCCCACAUCCUUGUCGCGGCAACAGGAGAUCAUCAUUGCCGAGAGGCACAGAUGGCCCAACUACUCGAUUGCCUUUUCCAGACUUUACAAUGGGGUGAUUGCCAAGGACGUGCUUGAAGCAGCAACGUGUUGGCUACAGGCAUUGCACCCAAUCCUGCGUACAACCUACAAAGAGGAUCUGCCGUGCUUUCAGCAGGCCAGUGCGGGGCGCAAAGCAAAGUACUGCCAGCGUGUGAACCCUGAAGUCUUCACUGACGUCCUGACACUUCAGAGCACUUCUUCAGAAGAAGAAGCAGAGAGGCUCGCCUUCGCUUUCACGGAAGCUGGCUGGGAUUUGCUGACUCGCCCGCCUUUGCGGAUUCUUGCGGUUGAGAUUGCAGGGGCCUCGUCCCUGACUCUACUCGUGGUGCAGAUUCAUCACAUUGCAGCUGAUGGCGUCUCCAUGUCCAUUGUGGACAAAGAUUUCCGGAUGGCGAUACAAUCCCCAUGCGCUAUCCUAGCAAAGCUGAAGGACUGGGAAAAGGACAGGGCCAAACGGCAAACGCAGAGGCGAUCGGAAGAGGCUCCAUAUUCUUUGUACACAAAGCAGCAGCGAAGCUUUCUCCACAGCCCAGAAGGGAGGGCGCAGAAGUCAUACUGGCAGCGACAGUUGAGCCUAAACGUGUGGAGCUUGGCGCUGCCCAUUGACAAGCCAAGGCCUCGCGUGCAGCGUUCCUUUGGUGACUCCUACAGCUUCGAGCUGCCCGAAGAGUUUCUCAGGGGCUUCCGCGUGGACAGGGCGACGUCCUUUCACAAGACCCUGGCAUUGUGGGCGCUUGCUCUCUGCAAAUGGUCAGCAAAAGACUCAGUGGUGGUUGGCAGCCCGUGCGCUGGACGACUGGAUGGGGCCUCGAGUGGCGCAGUUGGCUGCUUUGCGGACCUGCUCAUGUACUACAUUCACGUGCAGGAGUCGUUUUCAGCAGUGGAUUUUUUGUGCGCAGUUCGCAGGGUAGCGGCUGAUGUAGAUGCCAACAGACGUGUGCCUUUUGGCGAGAUUGUGCAGAUGGCUGGCGAAGCGCAAUCAGAAGACGAAAGCCGGCAUCCUUUGUUUCAAGCCUUGCUGACAUGGCAGCCGAAGGGUGGAUGGGAGCGAUUCUUUGAGAUAGAUUCAGCGGAUUGGACUGGGAAGCGCUUCAUCUCUCCAGAGACGAUGAUGUGGGAUGUGUGGCUGGACGCUUUUGAGGAUGCUGAUCAUAAGGUCAUUUGCAAUCUGCAUUACCAGAAGGAUCUCUUCCUCUUCGAGACUGGCCAGCGCAUGGUCGGCUCAAUCAAGCGCUUGGCCUUGUUCUUGGCCCAGAACCCUGGUCACAGAGUUUGGCCUCGCGAUUUGGAAGAUGAGCUUUGGCCGACCGCCCCAGGCUUGGUGUCUCUCAUGUACCAGUGCAGCGUGGGCCAGAGCACCGGUGGUCUUUACUUUGCCUACGCUGCCCGCACGCAGGGCUGCCAGAGAUGCUGGAACAAGCAGUUUGCUGGCGACGGGAUGGAGGCAUGCGGCUUGGGCAGCCUUUAG